AUGAAUUCUACAGUACCGAUACCAUUGUCAUCUGCCUCCGAUCAAGUAUCUUCUCCACAAUAUGAAUUUGGCUAUUCGUCGGAUAGUUCACGUGAUAAUAUUCUUCCAUUUGCAAUAAAACGUCAAAUUGAUAAAGCAGUUUCAUUUGAUACAUCACUCGGCGGUCUUAUUUUGAAUAAUCAAUUUCUUCAAAUAGUUACUCGACUUCAAUCACCACAUGUUUAUGGUUUUGGUGAAAAUAAUCAUGAUACACUUAAACAUAAUGUUCAAGAGAGAAGAUCAUGGGGAAUAUUUGCUCGUGAUCAAGGAACAAAUUGGGAUACAAAUUCAAAUCAUUAUGGUACUCAAUCAUUUUAUCUUGUUAUGGAACAGCUAAUGAAUUCAAAUGAAGCUCCAUCUGGUCGUAUGCAUGGUAUUCUUUUACUUAAUUCAAAUGCUAUGGAUUAUUCAGUUGAUAGAACACCUUCAGUAAGUAUUCGAACCAUUGGUGGUAUUUUAGAUUUUUUUGCUUUUCUUGAUCCAACACCAGAACAAGUUGUUCAACAAUAUACAUGGCUUGUUGGUCGUUCAAUAUUACCAUUCUAUUGCUCAUUUGGUUUUCAACUUUCACAUUGGGGAUAUUCUAAUUUAGCUCAUAUGCAAAAUAUUGUUAAACGAAAUCGAGAUGCUGGUAUUCCACUUGAUGUUCAAUAUGCUGAUAUUGAUUAUAUGGAAGCUGCAAAAGAUUUUACAAUUGAUCCAAUUAAUUAUAAAGGUUUAAAAGAAUAUUUUGCUCAAUUAAAUAGGGAAGGUGUACGAACAAUUAUUAUUUUGGAUCCGGGUACAAUUGAUGAUCAAACUCAUUAUACACCAACUAUUGAAGGUAUGAGAGAAGAUGUUUUUGUUAAAUCAGAUGAUGGACAAACACCAAUCAAAGGUUCAUGUUGGCCAGGUGAUGUCUUUUUUCCAGGUUAA
Rotaria sp. Silwood2 is the source of this 954-nucleotide messenger RNA. NCBI's taxonomy places the organism in Eukaryota, Metazoa, Rotifera, Eurotatoria, Philodinida, Philodinidae. The record is from the annotation of a GenBank genome assembly.